GAGCAGUACAGCAGUAUCCCGUUUCGUUUGGGCUUUUGGUGGGGGUUGGGUGGGUUUCCCGUCUCCUUCCGAUUGCUGAGUAGCAUUAGCAAAGGAGCAAAGGAAAGGAACCUCGAUCUCCAUCUCCAUCUCCGCCCCCAAACCCUAACACACACACGCCGACUCUCCAAACCCUACACCCCCCCAACCCCCAACCCCGCCGAUCCCCCCGCUCGCCGCCGAUGGGUCGCAAGAAGAACGUCGCCAUCGAUGACGAUGAGUACUCCUUCCCGCAGGAGGACGCCGCCCCCGCCCCCGCCGCCGACAAGGACAAGCCCAUCAAGAAGGGCGGCGGCAAGAAGGGCAAGAAGGGCGCCAAGGCCGCCCUGCCCGACGACGACGACUACGAGCCCCCCGCGCCCCCGCCCCCGCCCGGGGACGACGACGACGACGAGGAGCCCAUCAACCUCGUCUUGACCGGUAAGAAGAAGAAGAAGAAGGGCGGCGGCGGCGCCGUGAGCUCCUUCAGCGCCUUCGACGCCCUCGCGGCCGACGAGGACCAGGGAGAAGACGACGACGAGGCCCCCGCCCCUGCCCCCGCCCCCGUCGAGCCCGAUGCCGCCGCCAAAUCAGACGCCGAGGACGACGACCUCGAUUUCGACUUCAGCAAAGCCAAGAAGAAGAAAAAGAAGAAGGACAAGGGAGCUCGCCCAGUCCCUCUGGAACACGACGACCUCGACCUAGAUAAGCCUGCCCCGCCGCCCCCAGCCGCCGCUGCUGAUGAGGCAGACGACGACGAGGCUGCUGCAGCUGCAGCUUCCAAAAAGCCUCAGAAGAAGAAGAAAAAGAAGGGCGGCUUUACUGUGGACAAUGAGGACAUUGACAAGCUCCUCGCCGAGAUCGACGAUACUUCUCCUCCCACCGAAGAGGCUGAGCCGGUGGAAGAGGUGCCUGCCCCUGAUGCAGAUGAUGCCUUAGGAAAGAAAUCAAAGAAGAAGAAAAAGAAGGGAGGCUUUACCGUCGAUGAUGAGGACGUAGACAAGAUCCUCGCAGAGUUUGAGGACCAGCCACCUCCUGUCGACGAUCCUGAGCCUGAGCCUGAGGCGGUGAAAGAUGUGGGUAAUGUGGCCGCCUCAACCAGUGUGGAUGAUGCGGAAGGCAAGAAAUCGAAGAAGAAAAAAAAGAAGAGUGGAAGGACAGCUCAGGAAGAGGAGGAUUUGGAUAAGCUUCUCGCUGAGCUUGGUGAGGGCCCAACGCCAGCAGAAAAGGAGAAGGAGGUUCUGCCCCAGGCGCCACCUGCUGCGGCAAUGGUGAAGGAAGAUACUGAAACCGCAGAGGAUGGUAAGGCUGGGGAAGGAGAGGUGGAAUCUGCUGCAGCCAAGAAGAAGAAGAAGAAGAAGGAAAAGGAGAAGGAGAAGAAGGCAGCAGCUAAGGAGGCAGAUGCUAAGAAAGAAGAGGAAAAGGCUGUAGAAGCUCCUAAAGGGAAGGUUGACAUGAAGAAGCUCCCGAAGCACGUGCGGGAGAUGCAGGAGGCACUUGCCAGGAGGCAGGAAGCUGAGGAACGGAAGAAGCGUGAGGAGGAAGAACGAUUGAGGAAAGAGGAGGAGGAGCGAUUGAAGAAAGAGGAGGAGGAGAGGAAAGCUGAGGAAGCAAAGAGGAGGAAGAAGGAGAGAGAAAAGGAGAAGUUGCUGAAGAAGAAGCAGGAGGGUAAGCUCUUGACUGGGAAGCAGAAGGAGGAAGCAAAGAGGUUAGAAGCAAUGAGGAGACAAUUCCUUGAGCAGAGUGAACUUCAAGUAGCCGAUGGUGCUGUCCCUGAGACAAAGAAGAGGCCUAUAUAUGAUUCCAAGAAGAAAAAAGGUCAACAGAAGACUCUGGAGACUGCAAAGGUAGUUGAAGAACAACCACAAGAAGUUAACGAAACUAUCAAUGACGAGGAAGAAUAUGUGUUAGUGGAUCAGGAAUCUCAGUUGCAAGUGGAGGAAUCUGAGAAAACCGAACCUGAUCAGGAUGUCGAAGAAUUGAAACCAGAAGAGGAGGAAGAUGAAGAUGAAUGGGAUGCAAAGAGCUGGGAUGAUAUAGAUGUCAAUUUGCCUAAGACAAGUGCCUUUGAGGAGGAAGAGGCAAACCCUGUCGCCAAGAAGGUUGCUGAACCUGUUCAGAAGCAGGAAAAUUCUAAAGCACAAUCUACAGUGGCUACUGUAAAAAAGGUUGCAAACUCCAAUAAAGGUGAAACGGAAGAUGGCGAAUCCAGUAGUGCAAAUGCUAGGAGGAAUAGAGGCGCUUCAAAGAAAGGACCUAUUAAAGAGGAUGAGACUAAGAAUGGCAGUGACCUUCGUUCACCAAUUUGUUGCAUCCUUGGUCAUGUCGAUACUGGUAAGACAAAACUGCUAGACUGUAUUAGACGGACCAAUGUACAAGAAGGAGAAGCUGGAGGUAUUACCCAACAGAUUGGGGCUACGUACUUCCCAACUGAAAAUAUUAGAGAGAGAACAAAAGAGCUUAAAGCUGAUGCCACACUUAAGGUUCCAGGAUUGCUUGUUAUUGACACUCCUGGUCACGAGUCGUUCAGUAAUCUGCGUUCUAGAGGUUCAAGUUUGUGUGACAUUGCUAUUUUGGUUGUUGACAUUAUGCACGGUCUUGAACCUCAAACAAUUGAAUCCCUGAAUCUCUUGAAGAGCCGUGAUGCAGUUUUUAUCGUUGCCUUAAAUAAGGUUGAUCGUCUUUAUGGCUGGAAAAAGUGUACAAAUGCCCCUAUUGGGAAGGCUUUGAGGCAGCAAAAUGAAGAUGUUAAGAGGGAGUUCAAUAUGAGGCUUACUGAUAUUGUGACACAAUUCAAGAUGCAAGGUGUGAAUACUGCUUUGUACUACAAGAACAAGGAGAUGGAAGAUACAUAUAACAUAGUGCCUACCAGUGCAAUAAGUGGUGAAGGCAUUCCUGAUCUGCUUCUUCUGUUGGUGCAAUGGGCACAAAAGACGAUGGAAGAAAGACUUACUUUCGUUGAUGAAGUCCAGGUACGGUGCAUAAAUUUACUUGUCAUUAUAAAAGCAUGCAUUCUUAUCUCGUUUCUGUUUCAGUGUACCGUGCUGGAAGUCAAGGUUGUUGAAGGUCAUGGUACUACAGUUGAUGUUGUGUUGGUCAACGGUAUACUCCAUGAAGGAGAUCAAAUAGUUGUGUGUGGGAUGCAGGGACCCAUUGUGACAACAGUUAGAGCUUUGUUGACACCACACCCAAUGAGGGAGCUUCGAGUUAAGGGCACAUACCAACAUCAUAAGAAGAUUAGAGCUGCACAAGGAGUUAAAAUAUCAGCACAGGGUCUUGAACAUGCAAUUGCAGGGACUGCUCUUUAUGUGUUAAAGCCUGAUGAUGAUCUGGACAGACUAAAAGAUGCUGUGAUGGAAGAGAUGACUAGGGUUAGAAAUCGGAUUGAUAAGAGUGGCGAAGGUGUCUAUGUACAGGCAUCUACCCUUGGGUCAUUGGAAGCUCUCACUGAGUUCUUGAAGAGCCCUGCUGUGAAUAUUCCCUUCUGUGAUUUCAGUAUAGGGCCAGUCCACAAGAAAGAUGUUAUGAAGGCCAGUGUUAUGCUUGAGAGGAAGAAAGAAUAUGCUACUAUCUUGGCGUUUGAUGUCAAAGUGAUGCCUGAUGCCCGUGAUCUUGCAGAAGAGUCUGGUGUGAGGAUCUUUGUAGCAGAUAUAAUAUACCACCUUUUUGAUCAAUUUACUGCAUACAUUAAGAAUCUGAGGGAAGAAAAGAAGAAAGAAAGCGCUGAAGAAGCUGUUUUCCCCUGUGUUCUCAAGAUUAUGCCAAAUUGUGUUUUUAACAAGAAGGAUCCAAUUGUUUUAGGUGUUGAUGUCCUUGAAGGAAUAGCCAAGGUGGGCACACCUCUAUGCAUACCCACUAAAGAAUAUAUUGAUAUUGGGAAGAUUGCAUCUAUUGAAAUUAAUCAUAAGCAAGUUGACAUGGCCACAAAAGGGCAGAAGGUGGCUAUAAAGAUUAUUGGGAGCAAUCCUGAUGAGCAGCAGAAGAGUUUUGGUAGGCAUUUUGACAUGGAAGAUGAACUUGUUAGUCGCAUCACAAGGCGAUCUAUUGAUCUUCUCAAAGAAAACUAUAGAGACGAUUUGUCAAUGGAUGACUGGAAACUUGUUGUUAAGUUGAAGAGCAUCUUGAAGAUACCAUAAAAUCGUUAAGCUUGCGGAAGCCCCUCAAGCCUGUCCACCAAUCGGCAAAAAUGAAAAGUUAAUGGUGGCAUCUGGGCUACUGGGGUAGCAUCCAUAAAAUUUUCACGUUACUCAGACUUGGAUUUGCCGGGUUGAGAAGUUCUAUUCUGACACACCGAUGUUCAAGCUGCCCAGGGAGUUUUUCAAUUUUGAUACGGUUUUGUUUUAUUGUAAUUUGUUCGAAAUGCGGUUGAUCAAACAUUUUACAAAUAUAAGUGAAACUACCCGAUUUUGAGGGGUUCUUGAAAGAGGCUAUGUUUGUCUUUUUUUUUUCCCUGAACACAAACUGUUUUCACAUCCCGUUGCCUGGUAUGAGUGGUUAUGUAAAGGGCAGCCGGUAAGUCAAAUGGAGUAUAUACCAGGCUGAAUAUUUACACUGGGUAAGCCUAUUAAUUCA
Messenger RNA from Oryza sativa Japonica Group (Japanese rice), 4590 nucleotides. RefSeq names its product eukaryotic translation initiation factor 5B. Lineage: Eukaryota; Viridiplantae; Streptophyta; Magnoliopsida; Poales; Poaceae. Gene Ontology annotation, cellular component: cytoplasm; mitochondrion. Gene Ontology annotation, biological process: translational initiation. Gene Ontology annotation, molecular function: GTPase activity; translation initiation factor activity; GTP binding. The record is from RefSeq and is a predicted model, not a curated record.